GGAGUUGGCGGCGGAGCCGAGGCGGCGCGGGCGGAGCAGGCCUGGCGCUCGCGGUCCCUGCAGCCGGAGAAGCAGGGCCCCGCGUACUGAAAAUAAGUGAUUGCUUUUCUUUCUUCAUUUUUGGAAGCCCUGCCCACCACGCAGCUGCAGUGGACAUCCUGGUUCCCCGAUGGAUGAAGAAGACCAACUGAUCCAGCCUCAAGACCAGAGCUGCUGGGCCACCCUGCCCGAUGUGUGCCUGCGUCGUGUCUUCUGGUGGCUGGGAGACAGGGACAGGUCCAGAGCAGCCCUUGUCUGCAGGAAGUGGAACCAGAUGAUGUAUUCGGCUGACCUCUGGCGAUACAGGACCAUCACGUUCAGUGGGAGACCUUCCAGGGUACACGCAUCUGAAUUCGAGUCAGCCCUUUGGUAUGUUAAGAAAUUUGGUCGUUACCUGGAGCACCUGGAGAUCAAAUUCCUGAAUCCUUACAACGUUGUCCUGACCAAGAAGUUCCAGGUCACCAUGCGAGGCCUCCUCUCAUGUCUGGGCAAGAGUAACAACCGUCUGAAAUCUCUCUCCAUCCAGCAUCUCGAGUUGGACCGCCUGGUCUGGAGGAACAGCAUCAGGAGCUCAUUCAUGAAAAGCUUGAGCUUCUUCUUGAAGAAGAUGGGCAGACACCUGAACUAUCUCAGCCUGAAGGGAGCCAGGCUUACCACGGAACAAGGCUGCCACAUCCUCAAUGCCCUGAGCUACUUAAGGAAUGAGAGCACGGUGUCAGAGCUCAACAUCGAGGACUAUUUCAGCCACCACCUCGCUGUCUACAGCAGUCCCCAGUUCAAUAAGACCAUGGCCACGUUCCGCAACCUGGUGUUCCUGACCCUCAACUACAACUGCAUCUCUGACGAGCUGCUGGAGAACCUGUGCGACAACACUGCGGGCACCCUCCGUACCAUGAACAUCAAGUGCCACAUUCAUGACCCCCAUGGGCAGGUCAUCUGGGGCAUGUCUUGGGCCAAGCUGGCCAGGCACGCCACCAGCCUGAAGGUCAACUUCUUCUUUGAGCGGGUCAUGAAGUACGAGCGCUUGGCCCGGAUCCUCUUGCAGGAGAUCCCCAUCAGGAGCAUCAGUCUGAGAAGCUGCUAUUUCAGCGACCCCGACUGGUCCAUGAGACCCACGCUGACAGAUCUCCUGCCCACCUUCCGGCACACUCUGCAGAAACUAACUUUUGAAUUCAACAACAAUCAUGAGUCUCUGGAUGAAGAGCUGCACCUCCUCAUCUUAUCCUGCAGGAAGUUGUUUUACUUCAAAAUCUGGGCUUUCCUGGAUGUUAAGUUUGUGGAGCGGAUUCUAAAGAUCCGGGAGGAAGGGCAGUGUGCCCUGCGCACACUCAAGGUGAGAAUCUAUACAAACAGAUAUGAGACGAAUGAAGAGGACAGGACACUGCGAGAAAUUUACAGGAGGUACAGAAAGCUGAUCGAUUCAGAGCUUAACUAUUUUGUCAUCGCUUACCCCAUGAUGUAACCAGCACUCUCCAGAGAAAGAAAACCAGGAGCGCUUUGAACCUGACAAUCCAGUCCUCACAGAAUGACACUUGGGGCAUCCCCUACCCCCACCCCUUUUCCUCCUCCCUCUCCUUUUUUGCUGGUUUCACACCAACGUGACACCGCAGCAAAGUCUAGGAAGUCAUGCGAAGACCCCAGGUGACUUUAAAGUGCUAUCUUUGCCAACUA
Messenger RNA from Odocoileus virginianus texanus, 1710 nucleotides. It is a transcript of the gene FBXO39, whose product is annotated as F-box protein 39. Gene Ontology annotation, molecular function: protein binding. Lineage: Eukaryota; Metazoa; Chordata; Mammalia; Artiodactyla; Cervidae. The record is from RefSeq and is a predicted model, not a curated record.